ACUUGGUCGAUUUAACUCACUUCUCACUUGUUAUGACGUUUAGCUCUCUCACCCGGAUGGAUCAUCUACAACAAAUUGCCGUCAAAAGAAUUGAGCGUAAGUUGGCCGAUAUUGCGAUGCAGUGUGGUUAUUGUUAAAUUUACCAUCGGAGAACGUUUAUUAGAACGCGGCGGCUAUUGGAAACUGGUAAUCAAUCAUUCCUUUUUACCAGCAUGGUGAAUUACACAUCCGCUCCACGACAUAUUCAAUACUACGAUAUUCACGAUAUUAACGAUGAUGAUCGCUAUCCGCGGAAAACAAGAAAACAACAGCUGCACCGGUGGGACAAGUUGCACAGUAUGAAAUGGGUACCUUCCCGUGAAAACCAUAGUAUACCGCCGAGUGCCGUAGAAUGUGGCACCAGCAAGCGAAAGAAACUUUAUUUAGGACGUGCCGAACACGCCGGUUCCAUUACGCCCGGUUUCAUCGAUCCGGCCAAAAAGGUGUGCUUUAUUCCGUGGGGUGGUGUGGCCCAUGAGAAAAAGGUGUACGAAAUAUUGUGCACACCGGGCGAGUUUGUGCCGUGUACCGAUACGAACAUACUGCUGCGAGCCACACCGGCCGGUGUAUCCGAACAGGGCGAACCAUUGUACAUUGGCAGGGUAAAGAUGGACGGGAAAUUGGUCUGUGGCAAGGUGCAACGUUCGCAUGAAGUUUGUUACAUACCUUUGAACAAAAAAGAGAAAAAUAAUGUAAACUUUGAAGUGUUUAUAAAAUCUUCAAACGCAGCACCAUAAUACUCAUCCAUAAAUGGGCGCGCUGAUGCUUACUAAUUAGGGGAGCGAUACUUAAAUGGCUGUGCGAAACAUGACUAGCGAGAUCGGUUUCAUUUAUAUCAAUGUUGAUGUGAGACAUGUUAAUUAAGACACAAAAAGGGGAAUAAAGGAGAUCCAUUUUAAAGUAA
This is a messenger RNA of Anopheles funestus (African malaria mosquito), 943 nucleotides long. RefSeq lists its product as uncharacterized. The record is from RefSeq and is a predicted model, not a curated record. Lineage: Eukaryota; Metazoa; Arthropoda; Insecta; Diptera; Culicidae. The transcript is spliced from 2 exons. Bases 213 to 776 code for a protein of 187 amino acids.